CUCACAGUUGCUAAUGUUUAUGGUUCUGAAAGAAAAGUUUUGAUUCGAUCUGAAAAUAGAUCGUUAUUUGUUUUGUAGCUACUUGCUGAGUGUUUUUGUUUUGUUCAAUGUGCUGGUUUAGUGUAAUUAAAGUGCAGUAGGGUGGCUCUCCACUUACGCCGCGAAGUGAGCCAUCAGCCGCUGUUCCAUGAACAGAAGUACGCUCAGGCAGGUACUAUUUAGUCGUUAGCACUGAUCGGAGACAGUGUCGAGUGACUAGAGCGCGGCCCGGACCUCGGCGGCGGCAAAACAACUUUCCAGCCUUCAACAACACCAACGUUCCAACAGUUCCAGCAUGCCUCGCGGUCUGCUGAGUGAGGGUUCUUACUCGUCGCUGGACCCCGUCUACAAAGGCACCACCGUGCCUAACAUUAAGGACGGUAGAAUAAAGAAAGUCCUAAAGAUGUCUAAGGCCAAGAAGAGAUUAAAUUUUAAAGAGAUAUUAUUCAAUCAGUUUGUCAAUAAUGAAGAAGCGGAAGUGAAUAUCCUCACGAAGGAAGAAGUCAAGGAGGAGAAAAUGCCCACCACCAAUGCUGAAGAGGCCGCCCUGCUCGGCGUGGCGCCGCUGGACAGCAUGGACGACAUCGAGCUGAAGAACAUCCAGCUGCAGUUCCCGACCGCCCGCUGCUUCGGCGACGCGGGCUGCACCGAGGUCCGCGUGCGCACCGACCGCGGGGACAUACUCGUCGCCGUGCAGGGCGACCGCAGCAAGCCCGCCAUCUUCACGUACCACGACCUUGGCCUAAACUAUAUCUGCUUCCAACCGUUCUUCAACUUCGUGGACAUGCGAGCCUUGCUGGAAAACUUCUGCGUGUAUCACAUCAACGCGCCGGGGCAGGAGGAAGGCGCCCAGAGCUUGCCGGAGGACUACAUCUACCCGACGAUGGACGAGCUGGCCAACCAGCUGAACUACGUGCUGGGACACUUCGGCAUCAAGUCCUUCAUCGGGUUCGGCGUCGGCGCCGGCGCCAACAUCUUCGCGCGCUUCGCUCUCGCCUACCCGCAGAAGGUGGACGCCCUGGCUCUGAUCAACUGCACGUCCAACCAGUCGGGCUGGAUCGAGUGGGCCUACCAGAAGAUGAACACUCGCUCGCUGCGCUCCCGCGGCAUGACGCAGAACGUGCUCGACUAUCUCAUGUGGCACCACUUCGGCAAGUUCCCCGAGGAGCGGAACCACGACCUGACGCAGAUGUACCGCAUGCACUUCAACCGCAACGUGAACCCGACCAACCUGUCGCUGUUCAUCGACGCCUACCUGCGCCGCACCGACCUGGGCAUCUCGCGCGACGCUGAGACCAUCAAGGCCCCCGUGCUGAACAUCACUGGCGCCCUGUCGCCUCACGUGGAGGACACGGUCACCUUCAACGGGCGGCUACACCCCAACAACUCCACCUGGAUGAAGAUAUCCGACUGCGGCAUGGUACUCGAGGAGCAGCCGGGCAAGAUCUCCGAGGCCUUCCGCCUCUUCCUGCAGGGCGAGGGCUACGUGGCGCCGCUCUCGCCGACCAAGAUCGUGCUGUUCCGCCGGCUGUCGGACGUGGAGCGCCGCCGCCCGUGCCGCCACUCGCCCGUCAUCCGCAUCACCGAGAACCCCAUCUCGGAGGCCAUCGUCUGCUAAACAGUUGACGCCUAACUCCAUGCCACGCUGGUGCGACACUACUAACAAAUUACCAUAGUUUAAUAUGAUUGCCUCUGAAACUAUGCUAUUAUUUAUCCAUUGAGUUGGCCGAAUGACCGAGUUCAUUUUGAUUAUGUUACAGGAUAAUUCACGAAAUCUGACACAAAUGAAAUGAACGUAACUUUUAUUUCAUGAGUGAUACCUGUCCACCAUUGUAUUAGUUAAUGUGAUACAUACAUACCUACAUAUUUUCAUUAACUCAUUCAUUCCAUUCGUGCCAGCUCUUGUGAAUCGACUCGAUCUUGUGACAGGCCAUGUUUUAUUCCCAGUUGAGAAAUCUUCUAGAUGCACGAUUGUAUAGCUGGUAAUAAUAGUCAAUAGUCAUACUAUGACGGAAAACUUUGCUCGUUGAUUUUUUUUUAUUCAGUUAAUCGCGCCGGCGUGGUUUUUUAUAAACAUGACCUAAGCGCAUACACCCAACUCUAUUCUCCCGAUCGAAAUUAAUAAUGUUGAAUGACAGAAACGUAAUUUACGGUACUAAACUACAUACGCUAAUAAAAAGUAGUAGGUAGUUCUACGAUGACCUAUACGAUUAUCUAAGUUACGCGGUUUUUGACCUCUAUCUUCAACCGCGAAUAUUGUAAAAAGUAGUUUCUUGUCUAUACACUCUAUGAUCUUAAUUUGCAAAUAAUAGUUAUAUUAAGCAUCACAUCAUUGUUAAUUGUAUCAGUAUUACGUCAUGAUUCAGUAAAUAUUUGAAGACAUAAUUUUUGUUCAGUAUAAAGACAUAAAUUUGCAAGAAUCCAUGUUGAGCGUGUAUGCGUUUAGCAAGAAAGGCGGAAGUAUUAUUGUGGAUUUGUUUCCUACCGCUUGAUAUUUAUUUUUAAUACAAAAAAGCUUUAAAUUAUUAUGUUAUGGCAUAAAUGUGAUUAUGAGCGUUGUUCUUUGAUGAUUAUUUAUAUUUUAUUGGUACUAAACUUAAAUUAUGUGGCUAAGUAAGUAUAGAUGUACAUGUGUACGUAAUUUAUUUGAAUAACAG
Molecule: messenger RNA, 2696 nt
Organism: Leguminivora glycinivorella
Lineage: Eukaryota; Metazoa; Arthropoda; Insecta; Lepidoptera; Tortricidae
Gene: MESK2
Product: protein NDRG3
Exons: 11
Coding region: 335-1657 (440 amino acids)
Biological process (GO): signal transduction
Cellular component (GO): cytoplasm
Source: RefSeq, a predicted model, not a curated record